Messenger RNA from Platichthys flesus (European flounder), 1267 nucleotides. RefSeq lists its product as uncharacterized. The record is from RefSeq and is a predicted model, not a curated record. Lineage: Eukaryota; Metazoa; Chordata; Actinopteri; Pleuronectiformes; Pleuronectidae. Bases 67 to 738 code for a protein of 223 amino acids. The transcript is spliced from 6 exons.
GGAGUUUAGCUGAGAGAGAAGAGGUCUCUCUCCACUUCUCUAAAGAAACUCUUCCUCUCUACAUUCAUGAUGCAGCUGUUUGGAGCUCUGGUUCUGUUUACGACUCUUUCCACAGCAUGUGGUCUGAGAUGCUACACCUGCACAGCCACCGAGCCUAAAUCCUGCACAGACACCAAAUCUUGUGCCGUCAUCUUCAACCGCUGUUUCUCUCUCAAAGUAGAAGGAUACAACAUGGUUUCCAAGGGCUGUCAAACCAGUAUGAUAUGUGGAGGUUCCAUGGAUUGCUGUGAGGGGGACUUGUGUAACCGCGCCGCACUGACUGGUCCCAGUGUCAUUCUACUGCUGGUGUCCUCCGCCAUCAUCAGGCUGUUUCCUAUAAGAGAAGAGGUCUCUCUCCAUUUCUCUAAAACACUCUUCCUCUCUACAUUCAUGAUGCAGCUGUUUGGAGCUCUGGUUCUGUUUACGACUCUAUCCACAGCAUGUGGUCUGAGAUGCUACACCUGCACAGCCACCGAGCCUAAAUCCUGCACAGACACCACAUCUUGUGCCGUCCUCUUCAACCGCUGUUAUUCUACCAAUCUGGCAGGACUCGUGGUUACCAAGGGCUGCAUGAACGACAAGUUAUGUGUUGGUGGCAUGGAAUGCUGUGAGGGGGACUUGUGUAACCGCGCCGCACUGACUGGUCCCAGUGUCAUUCUCCUGCUGGUGUCCUCCGCCAUCAUCAGGCUGUUUCUCUGAAGCUCCAGCUGAGAAUAUGUUGUGGUUGCUAUGCUGCUCUUUUUCUCACUCAGUGUAAAACUACUUUGAUUUUAAAAAGCUUUGAAUUGAUCGUGUUCCCUACAAAGAGGUUUUGAAUCAGGACAAACACAACGUUCCUCAGGAUGAAACUUUUAUUCAAACAUUAAGCCAAGAGGACGAAAAUGUGUUGUAAUAACCAUAAACUAUGGUGUUAUCAUUGUGUCACGUCCUGUUACGUCUUUCAUAACAAAUCAAUUUUGGCUGUAAAUCCUGAUGUGAAACGCAGAACUCGAGGAAUAAAACGACUCCUUAGACGAUGGUUUUGUUUCAUUAAUAAUCAAACAAUCAAACAGCUUGUUAGGAAUCCAUGAUAAAAAAAAACUGACAAAACACGACAUUAAAUAUGAACGAGCAUGAGAAAAUAAUAAACAUGUUGAUUUGAUGAACCUGAUGAUGAACAAAAAAGCAGACACAGUGUAACUGGGUUAUUGUUGUACCUAUAAUCAAUAAAUAUGACUACAAGAAAAUA